This is a messenger RNA of Maniola jurtina (meadow brown), 2046 nucleotides long. RefSeq lists its product as uncharacterized. The transcript is spliced from 12 exons. The coding region runs from base 98 to 1993 and encodes 631 amino acids. The record is from RefSeq and is a predicted model, not a curated record. Gene Ontology annotation, biological process: proteolysis. Gene Ontology annotation, molecular function: serine-type endopeptidase activity. NCBI's taxonomy places the organism in Eukaryota, Metazoa, Arthropoda, Insecta, Lepidoptera, Nymphalidae.
UCAAAGUUACGAUAGGAUUUUUAAAAACCAAAGUUCAUGCGGACGAAGUCGCAAGCAUCAUCUAGGUACUAAUAAAUUGAUUUGAGGAAUUGGUGAGAUGGAUAAGUUAUGCAGAAGGCUGACGAUUCCCUUUGUUUGUUUGGACGCUGAACUAUGUUUAGACCCUAAGCCCCUCCUUCAAAAGUCCACAUGGAUAACAUGUUUUGUAUCCAGUACUUUAGGGGUGCAAGUUUCCACGGAUUAUCACUUGGAUAUCGGCAUUCCAACAGCGACUAGGAUCAAGGAAACGGAGGAUAAAAUCUUUGCUGGUGAAGGCACGAGUGGCAGCCGUAUUGUUGGAGGAAACAUUGCUCCUAUUGGCGCUCAUCCAUAUUUGGCUGGGCUGGUAAUCACAUUCCACAACCACCCUGGUCAGUCAGCCUGUGGAGCUACUCUGAUUAGUUCCAACAGACUAGUAACGGCCGCCCACUGCUGGGACACGCCCUCGUUACAAGCGAGUCAAUUCGUCGUAGUUCUGGGCUCAGAGUUCCUCUUCCGAGGAGGCAUCAGGGUACCCACCAAUCGCGUAGUGCUACAUCCUCAAUGGAGCCCUGCCAACCUUGGAAACGAUGUCGCUGUCAUCUACCUACCAACGAAUGUGGCUUUUAAUUGGAGGAUUCGACCAGUCGAACUACCCACUCAUAAUCUCUGGGAAAGUUUCUUUGGACAGAGCGCUACCGCUGCAGGAUACGGGUUAACUAGUGAUUCACAAACCGGAGUAUCAGUGAACUCCAUGGUCAGCCAAGUGUCCCUGCGAGUGAUAUCGAUCCCUCAGUGCCAGGCUGUGUUCGGCACUAACUUCGUACAGCAAAGCACGCUCUGCACCGACGGCAGCGGAGGCGUCGGCAUCUGCCGCGGCGACUCCGGCGGCCCGCUGGUGCUCAAACGCUUCGGACGGGAUAUCUUGAUCGGCGUGAGCUCGUUCGUUGCCAACAUCGGGUGCGAGCUCGGCUUCCCCUCGGCCUUCGCAAGAAUCACGAGCUUCUACGACUUCCUCCGCGAAAACAUGCAGUCUGGGAUUUUGGAUCGCUUGAUGAAAAUAUUAAUUGGUGUAAAAAUGCGUUUGUUUGCGCUUGUGUGCUUUAUAUCUGUGGUAGCCGCGUCUCCAGGCAGCCUGGAAGUGAUCAAGGAUUACCACAUAGAGAUAGGCAUUCCGUUAGCGACUAGGAUCAAAGCGGCCGAGGACGAAUUUUUUGCCAAACAAAACCAGAGCGGGAGUCGAAUCGUUGGAGGCUGGGAAGCGCCUCGGCACGCACAUCCGUACUUGGCAGGCCUUCUAAUCACCUUCUUCAACAACCCGGGCACAUCAGCCUGUGGCUCGUCCCUCAUAUCCUCUAAUCGACUGGUGACCGCGGCCCACUGCUGGGCUGGUGGGGCGAUACGAGCGAGGGAGUUCGUGGUGGUGCUGGGCUCCCACUUUCUGUUCUCUGGAGGCACCAGGAUCGCCACUAACCAUGUGGUGUUGCACCCUGGAUGGGAUGUGAAUAUGGCGUCUUUGGUUAACGAUGUAGCUGUCAUUUAUUUACCCACUCAAGUUGAAUACACAACACAGAUUCAACCAGUGAGCCUUCCACGCAACAUGUUGUGGGACAGUUUCGUGGGCCAAAUGGCUAUAGCAGCUGGAUUUGGGAAGACUAGUGAUUCUCAAAUCGGCGUCUCAGUGAACUCGUUCGUGAGCCAAGUGCACGUGCAAGUGAUCUCAGUGGCGCAGUGUCAGCGCGUGUUCGGCACCAACCACGUGCGGGACAGCACCAUCUGCACGGACGGGGUCGGCGGCAUCGGCAUCUGCGGAGGCGACUCCGGCGGCCCGCUCGUUGUUACACGGAAUGGUGAACAUAUCUUGGUUGGAAUCAGCUCUUUCGUGGCCGCGGCUGGCUGCGAGCUAGGCUUCCCGUCGGCCUUCGCCAGGGUUACGAGUUUCUACAAUUUCAUCUGGCAACAUUUGGAAUAUUGACUGUAAAACCGAAACUUGUGCAAGUUGAACUACCUAAUAAAGACUGUUGCAAU